Messenger RNA from Planococcus citri (citrus mealybug), 2397 nucleotides. Its product is annotated as serine/threonine-protein kinase polo-like. Gene Ontology annotation, cellular component: nucleus; centrosome; spindle pole. Gene Ontology annotation, molecular function: protein binding; protein serine/threonine kinase activity; ATP binding. The transcript is spliced from 10 exons. The record is from RefSeq and is a predicted model, not a curated record. Gene Ontology annotation, biological process: mitotic spindle organization; protein phosphorylation. Lineage: Eukaryota; Metazoa; Arthropoda; Insecta; Hemiptera; Pseudococcidae. Bases 150 to 1778 code for a protein of 542 amino acids.
GUGAUAGUGCAGUUCGUUGUUGUUUACCUUUUCAAAUCUUUUUAUCACGAAAUUUGGCGGAAAUUGGCUGUUUCAUUUCAUUUUCAUUUCGAAAUUAAUUCGUUAUAAUUUAGUUAACUGUUUAUUGUCUUGUGUAGUUUUAAUUUGAAAUGGCUCAUAAUCAAGCGGACGACGUCGUUAUUCCUGAAGUGAUAAUAGACACCAGCACGAAUUCGAAAUAUGCCCGGGGAAAGUUCUAUGGCAAGGAAGGUUUCGCGAAAUGUUACGCAAUCAAAGAUAUGGCUACCGGUCGCAAGUACGCUGGAAAAAUCGUAUCGAAAAAGUUGCUAAUGUCAAAUCAUAAAGUGAAAAUCGCCAGGGAAAUGAUCAUCCACAAAAGCGUCAAUCACAAACAUAUCGUCGGUAUACACGGCUUCUUCGAAGAUGAUGAAUUCUUCUACGUAGUAUUAGAAUUGUGUCGUAGAAGAUCGCUUAUGGAAUUACACAAACGCCGAAAAGCUUUAACCGAACCGGAAACCAGAUACUAUAUGAAACAGGUACUGGACGGUGUGCUGUAUUUACACGAUAAUGGAAUUAUUCAUAGAGAUUUAAAACUAAGUAACUUAUUCUUAAACGACGAUAUGGAUGUGAAAAUCGGCUGUUUUGGACUCGCAACGAAAAUCGAAUACGAAAAUAUCAAUUUCAUGGCGCGAGAAACCAUCAAUAAGAUGGGACCCGGUUUUGCAGUUGAUAUUUGGUCUCUCGGUUGUAUUAUGUACACAUUACUCGUUGGCAAGCCUCCUUUCGAAACGAAUUCUGUAGUCGAAACCUACGAACGUAUUAAACGCUGCGAUUACAAAAUCCCCACUCAAAUCAAAGCUCCUGCUGCCAAUCUAAUCACCUCCAUGUUAUUACCAGAUCCGGAGAAAAGACCGACAGUCAGAAAAAUCAUCAGCUCUGAUUUUUUCAAUGGUUAUAUACCUUCAAAACUGCCGCUUUCGUGCUUAACUGUUGCUCCAAGAUUACAAUCUAUGGAUGUUGAAGAACACGUUUCAUUGGGUCGCAGACCGUUGGCUGAAGUCAAUAAUGGAGGUAAAAACAGUCCAGCAUAUUAUAAUGAUCACCUUAGAACGUUGCACAGCCAAUUACAGAAAGUUUUGACCAACAAACCAUCGCGUCUACAAAGUGACGCUGAGGAAAUAACCGAUCCUGCUGCUCAACCGUUCAUCUGGAUUAGUGAUUGGGCCGACCGUACCGAAUCGUUCGGUCAUUUCUGUUACCGAUUGUGCGAUAGCGGAGUAGGCAUCAUGUUCGACGAUGAAAGUCGUAUUGUGCAGUUGGCCAAUCAAAAGAAUGUGCAUUACAUCGAAAGAGACGGAACCGAGAAUUACUACACGAUGGAUAAUACGCCGCUCUAUUUAAAGGAAAAAAUGAAAUUUCUGUCGGAUUUCCGAAAACACACGAAGGAACAGUUCACGAAAGCCGGACUCUCGCCCGCCUUCGUCCGAGUACAAGAGUCAGAUUCUCUCAGCCGUGUACCCUAUUUGCACCGAUGGCACAGAACCACAUCCACUGUAAUUAUGCAAUUGACCAAUGGCACGGUACAGAUGAACUUCAACGAUCGUCACACCUCAAUAAUCAUGUGUCCUCUGAUGGCAGCUGUCACCUACAUCGACACCGAGAAAAAUUUCCAUACGUAUAGAUUUUCGACGAUUAUGAAAAACGUUUGUAACCCAGCUCUCCUGUCGUGUUUGGAUUACGCAGCUUCCAAAAUCGAAAAUUUACUCAGAAGCCAAUAAUAUUAUGUGUUCCUUGAAACUUGAAAGUCGUUCGUUGUAAAACAUUCCGAAUAGAGGCGGUACCUUGUUCUGUCCUUUUACUCCUUGACUGCCUAUUUUAGUACGAAAAAAAUUAAUUUUAUCUAAUUUUAUAAUUUUUCAACGUUUAUCUCGUACGUAUUAGAAAUUAAUUCAGUUGAAGAAGAUUUUUUUAAUGUGUUUUUUUUAAUCACUGAAUUAUACUUUUAAAAACUAAACGUUUAUGUCGGUUAAAAUUGAAAUUCCUUAUGGAUUUGUUUCUUGAAUCGUCCCAGUUCCCAAUUUUGCUUUUAUUACUAGUCAAUCUUUUUACGUUUACAAUUAUUUCCUAGGCUUAAAAUGCAAUGUUCAUGCCUAGACAUACUACACUGUGAUAUUCGUUUUUCUAUUUUAGCAUGAGACUGUUUAGUCAAAUCAACCGUACCUUUUUGCAGUCUUUUUUUUACUCUUAUUUUUUUCAGUACUAUUUUUAUGAUUAUCUUUUCUACUUAUGUGUAAUGAACUUAGUGUAUCAGUAACCGAACAGUGUGAAGAAAGUAGUUACCUGUUAUUUUUAGUCCUUGCAUUUUUUAAAAAAAUAAUAUAGUCUUAUCGUAUCGAG